Molecule: messenger RNA, 2818 nt
Organism: Cuscuta campestris
Lineage: Eukaryota; Viridiplantae; Streptophyta; Magnoliopsida; Solanales; Convolvulaceae
Source: the annotation of a GenBank genome assembly
CCACUACCACCACCACUCUCUCUUUCAUCCCAAACACAACAAAAAAAGAAAAGAAAAGCAAAAGCCACUCUCUUCUCUGACAAUUAUUUCCAACAACUCGCCGGCAAUGUUGUCGGCUCUAUCGGUUCCGGCCGCCCUUCUCCGUCACCGGUAGCACAUUUUCCCCCCGUUCUUUCUUUCACCUCACACUGCUCAUCAUGCGCGAAAUCUCUGUCAGUUUUUGUGCAGACGACGUCGCGAAAAAGACUGGUCUGCGAGCUAAGGGAGGAGAAGAGGACGUCGAUGUGGUAAUCCUCCCGCCGUUUGCGGCGGCGGAACAGGAAUCCGCCUUCACCGGCACUGCGUCCGAGCGGGUGCUUCCCAACGGAGAUCUGUACACCGGCACAUUCGUGGGGAACAGGCCGCACGGCAACGGGAAGUAUCUCUGGUCGGACGGGUGUAUGUACGAGGGCCAGUGGAGGAGAGGGACGGCGAGUGGGAAGGGCAAGUUUUCGUGGCCGUCCGGAGCUACCUACGAGGGGGAGUUUAGGGCUGGGAGCAUGGAAGGUCAGGGGACUUUCAUCGGAGCCGACGGCGACACCUACCGCGGUCGGUGGUUGGCGGAUCGGAAGCACGGAUUCGGAGAGAAGCGGUACGCGAACGGGGACUUGUAUGUGGGGUCGUGGAGGUGUAAUUUGCAGGACGGGGAAGGGAGAUACGUGUGGAGCAACGGGAACGAGUACGUCGGAGAGUGGAAGAACGGGGUGAUGUCCGGCAAAGGGGUUCUGAUUUGGGCGAACGGGAAGAGAUACGAAGGGGACUGGGAGGACGGAAACCCCAAAGGAAACGGAGUUUUCACUUGGCCGGACGGGAGGAUCUCUUAUGCCGCCGGGGAUAACAGCUCCUCCUGUCAAGAGUUCAGCAGCAGCUGCCAUGGCCGGAGGGGAUCGUCGGUGAGCUGGACUAAUGCCAGUGACCGGAACCUCAACGUUCCUCGGAUUUGCAUAUGGGAAUCUGAAGGUGAAGCUGGGGAUAUCACUUGUGACAUUGUAGACCCAGUGGAGGCCUCUUCUGUUUUGUACAUUCAAAGGAAUGAGGAUGAAGGGAGCAGUGAGAGUUCAGAAGGUGAUUACAGUCUUGAAUUACGGAAAAGCCCCUGUCGAUCCGAGGGAGUGGAAAUGAAGAAACCAGGGCAAAUAAUAUCAAAGGGCCAUAAGAAUUAUGAUUUGGUGGUCAGCCUUCAGCUGGGUAUAAGGUAUUCUGUAGAAAAGCAUGGUCCAAUUGGGAGGGAAUUGAGGAGUUCAGAUUUCGAUCCAUAUGAGAAGUUCUGGACUCGGUUUCCACCCGAGGGAUCGAAAUGCACUCCGGUCCACCAUGCCCCUGACUUCAAAUGGAAGGAUUAUUGCCCUGUGGUUUUCAAGCGACUUAGGGAUCUGUUUGGAAUCGAUUCAACUGACUAUGUGGCAGCUCUUUGUUCAAAUGAUGCACUUAGAGAAAUGUCUUCUCCCGGUAAGAGUGGAAGUAUCUUCUAUCUAACUCAGGACGAUCGGUUCAUUAUUAAAACCGUGAAGAAAUCUGAAGUCAAGGUGCUCGUUAGAAUGUUACCAAGUUACUACAAGCAUGUUACUCAAUACAAAAACUCAUUGGUCACGCGGUUCUUUGGGGCUCACUGUGUGAAGCCGGUGGGAUGUCCAAAGACCCGUUUCAUUGUAAUGGGGAAUAUGUUCUACUCCAAGUAUCGCAUCCAUAGACGGUUUGAUGUGAAGGGGUCCUCUUAUGGGCGCUCAACGGAUAAGCCCGAAGGGCAUGUUGAUGAGACAACUACCCUAAAAGACCUUGAUCUCAAUCUUGUCUUUCACCUUCAAAGAUCCCGGUUCGAAGAGCUUAUCAGUCAAAUCAACAGGGAUUGCCAAUUCUUGGAAGCUGAGAAUAUAAUGGACUACAGCCUCUUGAUUGGUGUCCAUUUUUGCAAUAACUCCAGCAGUAAUGGUACAAGUGGUGGAUUGUCUCCUGAUGAUUGUUUUGAGAUGAGAGAUGCUCGGGAAUAUUCGGUUCUUGACUCAAUGUUGCUAGAGGAGCUGAUUGUGGACACAGAGCAGAAGGCUUUAGGUUCAAACCUUCCUGCAAGGGCAUCGCACACGUCACGAAUAAAUCACGACACAAACAUGACAGGUUGCAAAACAUGCGCGCAACAUGGCACCACUAAUAAGGAAACAUCAUCCUCGUCAUCAUCAAAUGUGCUGCUUUACUUGGGCAUAAUCGACAUUCUUCAAGACUAUGACAUCAGCAAGAAGCUAGAACACGCGUACAAGUCAUUUCAAGUAGAUUCCACUUCCAUCUCCGCCGUUGACCCAAAGCUCUACUCCAAAAGGUUCCGGUAUUUCAUCAACAGCAUCUUUUCAGAGGAAGGGGAUGAGGAUUCGUCGUCCCCAUUCAUCAUAAUCAACAAUGGAAAUGGAGGGAAUGACAAGACCUGUUGAAAAGGGCAAACAUGUCUUAGGAUUGGAGAGUGGGGGGUAUUCAGGUAAAAUUGCUGUCAUUUGUUCAUUGAAAUUAAACCUCCUCCAAGUCUGGUAAAAAAGCUUGGGGAAGGUGGGGUAUUUUAUUUGCAUGUGUUUCCUGGAUCAUAGGUGGUGAAGUAGAAAUUUUGUUCUAGCUGUACAGUUCAGAGGAAAAAAAACCUAACUCUGGGAAUGUAGAAAGAGAGGAGGAAUCAGUGCUUUUUUAUUUUUGUGUAUGCAUUUUGGGAAUAUGGUGAAAAAAAUGGAGCCAUGUUUAAGAUUCAAAUGGGGAAAAAAGGGAUGGUGAAAAAACACAGUAAAAAAAAGCUGCCAUGUUA